This is a messenger RNA of Pelmatolapia mariae (spotted tilapia), 1833 nucleotides long. Its product is annotated as alpha-N-acetylgalactosaminide alpha-2,6-sialyltransferase 1-like. Gene Ontology annotation, molecular function: alpha-N-acetylgalactosaminide alpha-2,6-sialyltransferase activity. The transcript is spliced from 11 exons. NCBI's taxonomy places the organism in Eukaryota, Metazoa, Chordata, Actinopteri, Cichliformes, Cichlidae. The coding region runs from base 1 to 1833 and encodes 610 amino acids. The record is from RefSeq and is a predicted model, not a curated record. Gene Ontology annotation, biological process: oligosaccharide biosynthetic process.
AUGGACUUCCUGCUCUCAAACCUCCACCUCCACUCUCCCACUCAGGUUGCUCACUGGCCCGGACAGCCGGUGGAUUCACAGCCUGACACACCGGCCCCGUCAUCUACACGGAAACUACGUUCGCGCCACCGGCGCUCCUCACCGCAGCUGAAUUCCCGGACAUCUCAACAGCCGGCUGUGGUGAAUAAUAAGGACAAUUUUUUUUUUCCCACACCAUCUGUUUUUGUGUUUGCAGUGGACGGUGGCACCACUGACGCUGCUGUAAGCCAGCCGUUAGCGCAGGUAACAUCACCUCAGUCAGGAGCCUCCCACCUCUCGCUGCUUCACCAUCUGCAGCGGCUGUGCCACCAUCGUCUCGUCUGCAGCCACCACUCUGCCAUCUUCUCCGCCACCUGCUGCUACGGCGCGCCCAGCUCGGCCGCCACGUCCGCGCCCAGCGCGUCCACGGCCAGCACGUUAUGGAUCAUGUGCCACUGGACCCGUGGCAGGCCGCCGGAGAUGCAGCACCAGCGCCACUGGACCCGUGGCAGGCCGCCGGAACUGUUUCGCCGCUGCUGCCGGACCCAUGGCCACCCACCCUCAGCGCACUGUGGUGUUCACGUUUUUCUGCUACACCAGGCCUGGAGAGUUUCCCGCCUUGGAGCCAGCCACACCUGGAGUCAUCACACUCACCUGUUGCUGAUCAGCCUCACCAAACUGGAGGAGCCAGGGAUCGAACCACUAACUUUCCGAUCAAUUGGUGACCUGCUCUACCUCCUGAGCUACAGCCACCCAGCGGAACAUUUAUCCAAAAGGUCAGUUGGGGUUACUCCUAUGCCUAUCCUCUACAAAAUAAAUUUCACAAAGCUUCCUCAGUGGGAUUUUGAUGAUGUUUAUAACCAGGAUGCACCACCUAGACCGACAGCAUGUGCCCAGUCUCUGCGAAACUCUAACGAUGAAAACUUUAAGAAGGCUUUUCUUCCAAACAUACGUUUGUUUCUGCACAAGGACAACAUCAACAUGAGCGAGUGGAAUCGGCUUUCACAUUUUAAUAAUCCUUUUGGUUUUAUGGAGUUCAGGUACAACGAUGUGAUGAAGUCAGUAAAGUUGAUUCCAAAGCCAAAAGAGCCGUUGCUCCUCCCAAAAUCCGGUGGUGAUGGUUGUGUGCACUGUGCAGUGGUUGGUACUGCAGGAAUCUUGAACAACUCCAGAAUGGGUGUAGAGAUUGAUGCGCAUGAUUAUGUUUUUCGGAUGAAUGGUGCCAUCACCAAGGGCUUUGAAGAAGAUGUAGGAAACAAAACAUCGGUGUAUGUCCACACAGCCCACUCCAUCACUUCAUCUCUUUACAUCCUUAAAAAACACGGAUACAAAGCUGCUCCUCAUGAUGAGGGUAUAAAAUAUGUGAUGAUUCCUGAGGGGAUGAGGGAUUACCAAUGGCUUGAGGGCCUUCUCAAAGGAGAAAAGGUCUCUGCUGGUCCAUACCGGAACAGACUGCCAAGGACCUACUAUUCAGGGCAGUACAAUGAGAGCCGCUUCUACGUUCUGCAUCAGGAUUUCCUCCGAUAUGUGCGGAACAGGUUCUUAAAGUCACCCAAUCUGAAUAAGAGAUACUGGGCGAUGGUCAGACCAACCAACGGAGCAUUCGCUCUCUUCCUGGCUCUGCACACCUGUGACACAGUGGAUGCAUACGGAUUCAUGAGUGAAGAAUUCAAGAAAUACUCCAACUACUAUUAUGACAAGUAUGUUAAAACCAGGGUCAUUUUCUAUUCCAACCACAACUACAUUCUAGAGAAGAACGCAUGGAAAAACCUUCAUAACAGCAAAAUAUUAAAUCUUUAUCAAGGAGAGAAGUAA